ACAAACAGUAGAGGGCAGCGAUACGCCAUUACAACGGAUAGUCUGCCAAACCUCAAACAGAAGAAGACCUGGUUUUAAACACUAGGAGCAAGCGGGAGUGAGUGUGUGUGUGACUGGACAGGAUUCAAUCAUCACAGCAGUGUUGUGGUGUCCCAAUGGCGACAGACAGUGUUUCACAGUUGGCCGACUCUCUGGCUAAGGCUGCAGUAGAGGAAGGAGAGCUGAGCUACAAAGGCCAGGGAAGAAAGCUGGAUGAUGCCCAAUCAGUGGAGGAGAUGGUUAAGGAAAUCCAGGACUUUAAGGAUUUACAGGCUCUGAGGUUGGAGGGAAACACUAUAGGUGUGGCGGCAGCACAGGCCAUUGCCAAGGCCCUAGAAACAAAGAGCAAGUUCAAGCGCUGUUAUUGGAGUGACAUGUUUACCGGUCGCCUGCGCUCUGAGAUCCCACCUGCCCUGAAUUCACUGGGUGACGCUCUGAUGCUGGCGGGUGCCAGGCUGACUGUUAUAGACCUCAGUGACAACGCCUUUGGACCAGAUGGGGUGAAGGGCAUCGAGAAGUUGCUCAAGAGCACGGCCUGCUACACAUUGCAGGAGCUACGGCUCAACAACUGUGGCAUGGGCAUUGGAGGGGGGAAGAUCUUGGCUGCUUCAUUGACCCAGUGCCAUAAAAAGUCCAGCGCAGAGGGCACCCCCCUCGGCCUGAAGGUGUUUGUUGCAGGGAGGAACCGUCUGGAGAACGAUGGAGCCACUGCCCUCGCUCAAGCCUUCCAGUUGAUGGGCAGCCUGGAGGAGAUUCACAUGCCCCAGAAUGGCAUCAAUCAUCCUGGUGUGACAGCUCUGGCCACAGCCGUGCAGCACAACGCAGGCCUCCGCAUCCUCAACCUCAACGACAACACCUUCACUGAGAAGGGGGCUAUCGCCAUGGCUCAGGCCCUGAAGCACCUACGCAGCAUCCAGGUGAUAAACUUUGGCGACUGUCUGGUGCGGCCAGCAGGAGCCAUAGCUAUUGCAGAAACUGUAUCCGAGGGAUUACCAAUCCUCAAGGAACUCAAUCUGUCAUUUGGCGAGAUUACAGAGGAAGCUGCUCUGGCUGUGGCACAAGCAGUAAAGGACCGGGACAAGCUGGAGAAACUGGACCUAAAUGGUAACUGUCUAGGAGAGGAUGGCUGCAAAGCUCUGAAAGAUGCCAUGGAAGGCAUGAACAUUGACAAGCUUCUAGGAUCGCUCAGUGACGACGAGGGUGAGCCAGAGGAUGACUAUGAGGACGAAGAUGAGGAAGAGGACGAAGAUGACGAGGAUGUGGAAGAGGAGGAACUAGCGGAGGAAGAGGAAGAAGAGGAGGAAGAGGAAAGCAAUGACGUCAAGCUGUCCACCCCUGUAUCAGCACCACGGCCGCCAGACGUCUCCUCCUUCCUCAGCUUUCCAUCUCCAGACAAACUGCUCAAACUGGGGGCCAAGAGGGCGUUGCUGAUCGAGCAGCAGGUGGACGUGUCCGAUGCUACAAAAACAGCUGAAGCCUUCCUCAAGAUUGCAUCUGUGUACAAGGAAGAUAAUAAUGAAGUUAAGAAUGCAGUGUUGGACAGCAUUGACGCCCUUCUGAAAAAAGCUUUUGCCACUCCGUCCUUCCAAGGCUACAGCUUUGUAUCAUCUUUGUUAGUGCUGCUCGGACUUCUCAAGAGUGAGGACAAGGUGAAGCCUGUGCUCGUGGUUCCCGGCCACCUCCACGCCUUGGAGCACGUCGUUCGACAGGACUACUUCCCCAAAGAGAACGUGGCCGUGCUGCAGGCCUUCAUGUCCCGAAACAUCAGGGCUCUGGAGUCAUGUGGCAGUGCCAGAAACAGCCUUCAGUCAACAUUGCAGAGAAUCAGGCCUGAGGGCUGAGGACUGUGGACACACACACACCCCCACACACACACAAACACAAACCCACACACAGACACCGACAGACAGACUGACUGAUCACUAAUGGACCUUGGGAGAAAAAAACUGCACACAUGGGCCCAAAUUCGAAGCAAGUAAAGCAGAGCAGCACUUGAGAAGAACUCACUCCGCUUCACUGUGUCACCGCUGUUCUUCACAAGUUCAGCAACAAACCUCUUCCUGGACUCUGGACUGGACUUGAAUGCUUUUGUGUUUUGAAGUAGACCAUGCUCUUAUGGUGUGGACUAACUGAAGUGCUUUGUGUACACUCUUAUAACCACAAGACAGCACUUUGGUGCUAACUAGAAAAGCUCUGACCAGAGUUAAUCUGGGCUCAAAGUUUCAGCUAUUGUACAUUUUCUGUUUCUUAUAUAGCUUUUACUAUUCUGCUGUUUUAUAUUAAAUGUUUAUUGAACUUGGUAAUAUGAUCAAACAAUCGUGUUAAAUAUGUAUUACACUGACAAAUAUUAUCAAAAUAAGACUGUAAAAAAACAAUAGAACAAUCAAAAGUGAUGAAAUCUAAUUAAAUGUAUUUUUUGCUUUUAAUGAGACUGAGUUUUUGCAUUAGGGUUGUGAAAAUAAACCUGCUUUGAGUGUUGAA
Messenger RNA from Perca flavescens (yellow perch), 2520 nucleotides. RefSeq names its product RAN GTPase activating protein 1a (gene rangap1a). The coding region runs from base 156 to 1880 and encodes 574 amino acids. The record is from RefSeq and is a predicted model, not a curated record. Gene Ontology annotation, cellular component: nucleus; cytosol; perinuclear region of cytoplasm. The transcript has 16 exons. Gene Ontology annotation, biological process: signal transduction; nucleocytoplasmic transport; activation of GTPase activity. NCBI's taxonomy places the organism in Eukaryota, Metazoa, Chordata, Actinopteri, Perciformes, Percidae. Gene Ontology annotation, molecular function: small GTPase binding; GTPase activator activity.